Messenger RNA from Ceraceosorus guamensis, 2598 nucleotides. RefSeq lists its product as hypothetical. The record is from RefSeq and is a predicted model, not a curated record. Lineage: Eukaryota; Fungi; Basidiomycota; Exobasidiomycetes; Ceraceosorales; Ceraceosoraceae. Bases 1 to 2598 code for a protein of 865 amino acids. Gene Ontology annotation, molecular function: G-rich strand telomeric DNA binding; telomerase inhibitor activity. Gene Ontology annotation, biological process: regulation of telomere maintenance via telomerase; telomere capping. Gene Ontology annotation, cellular component: nuclear telomere cap complex. The transcript has 8 exons.
AUGACGCGCACGAAAAAGGGCCUCAAGCAGUUGCGCGAGCAAGAGCGAUCAGCGAGCGUGAUGAGCGUGAUGGGUGGACGAGCAGCCGACUCGUCCAGCGCAGCAGCUCCUCGCGCAGCAGCAGCAGGUCCCUCUCGCGACGCAUCCAUCACGUCUCCAAGCUCUCCGCGCAAGAGACCGCGAUUGGCCACGACUGUUUCACCUCUCCAGCCGGCGCAGAGCGGCGUAUUGCAUUCCAUCAAUGCGUGGCGACGGGUCAUGAAUUCUGCAGAGGAAGAGGAUGCGACUUUGAAGUGCGAUGCUGUGCUGAGCGUCAAACGCGGCUGGAAUGAAAGGUAUCAAGAGUUGUGCUUGAUCGAGACGACGGCGAGCGGGGCACGACUGCAUCUGGCCGUGCACCACGAGCUGGCUGGUCCGGUAGCCGAGUUCCUCUUGAGCUCGCCCAACUCUUGCAGCGCCUUUUGCAUUUCCAGCAGAGGAGGCAGCGCGUGCUCCAUCACCAAACCCGGCACCAGCGAGCCCAUUUUCGAAUACAAACGGGGAACAGUGCGCAUCAAGGCGUUGUGGAAGGAGGAUCUGUGGUGCGUCAUGGAUGAAGAGCGGGCGCAACAGCAUGCCUCGUCGCGUGCGGUCAUGGCGAGCAGCAGUCCGGAAGCGAUGCAGCCCUCCAGCAGCAGCAGCAGCACCACGCCUUCCAUUGGAGACGCAGCCGCAUGGCUCAAGACUCCCGCUUGUCCGGAUGUGAGAGGCAGCGCUGCGCUGCCACGUCUCCCCGCAACUUCAGCAAGCGAGAGCGCAUUGCUAGGCCCCGCAGCCAAACGAACCGUCGGAGGGACGGUGUACACGCCGCUUUCGCUGUGCAAAGGCUCGGGGAUGCUCUUCAACAUGCUGGGAGUCAUUGUGACUGAUCGCGAGCCUAGGCGGUGCGGCUCAGGGACUGGAGACCCGAUGCUCGCAGUGGGCCUUCGGGACGCUUCUCUGCCCUCUGACAGCUUGACCAUCAACAUGUUUGCGGACAGCUCGGCCGACUUGCCUCAUCCCGCACCUAUCGGUUCGGUGCUGCUGCUCCGGAGUAUCAAGAUGCAAGCGCUAGCGGGAGUCAAGUACAAAGAUCGAGGGGACUGGGCUUUGUUGCACCCGAGCGCUGGACUUGUCACUUCGAGGACACUGAUCAAGGCGAUCACCCCAUCUGAGCAGGAAGCUAUGCAAAGUCUAGCAGCUUGGCACCUCGAUGCGCCUCUCGCUACCGCCAGCAAAAGAAGGCAGAUCCAACUUUGCGAUCUGCAAAAAGGAACGUUUUGCGAUGUGGUGGUGGAGGUGGUCAAGGUGUUCAUACCGCGAUCGGAAACGAUGCAACCGCCAGAGGUGUACGUGACGGACUAUACGUGCAGCGCCAUGCUUUUGCGCGCAAACAAUUUCAAAUUGGGAGACAUGACGCCGGAAGAGGUGGAGAGGGAUAGGGAGAGGGGCAAAGAGGGAGGUGGAUAUGUUUGUGCGGUCAGCUUGUUCGAUGCGCAGACUUUGGCCGCUCAAAGUCUGUGUGGGGGGGAUGUUGUUAGGAUGGCGAAUUUGAAACCUAAAGAGCAGCCUGGCGGAAUGCUUAGCGGCGUGCUGGGUGGUAGAAGAACGAUUACGGUCCUUAGACCCGAGAAUCCGGAAGCUGUACAGAUUGCAGAUCGCAAGAGGCGAGUGAUGGCACAGCGACAGCAAGAGAGGCAGCUGCUUCAUUUGCGCGAUGAUGAGGAUAGUGACGACCAGGAGUGUCUGCGCGCAGCCGAUGCGGCCGAGGAGGAGCACAGUCGGACAUUGUCUGAAGCCUCGCGCGAGUCAUCACCCGCAAAUCAGGUGGAGGAACGAUUGGGGACGAUGGAAAGACACCGAGGCGUACUGGGAGAGGUGCAAAAUUCGAGCGGCAGUGCGAGUCGUACGCAAGACACGUCGAGCGCAUCGCAGUCUGCCAAUGAGCGGACGAUCAAGCCUGAACCAAUCUCUCCAGCGCGCAAUCGGACCGCCCCGGGCCUCGCUCCGGUGCAUUGUAUGCUGUCCAGCACCAAGCCCAUCACUUUGCUAGACGAAAUCUUUGAGGAGAAGGAUGGCGAAAAGAGCAAGGGAGCAUUGCGCGUGCGCGUCAGGGCUGUGGAUUGCAAGCCGGAUGAUGUGGAUCUUUGGGUACGCGUUACGUGCGAGAUUUGCAAAGAACAAUUGCCAAAGGACAGGUCUUUUUGCGCCGCAUGCGCCGACGAAGAAGGUUCGCAUUUAUCUUACAAGUACCUCUUUAGUCUGCUAGUGAGGGAUGCAUCGGACGAGUCGGCAAAGUCGAACAAGGGCAAAUGCUUGCCUGUAGUGUUCAGCGGCGAAGCAGCUGAUCACUUUUUGAAUGGUCUGAGCGCUCGUCAAGUACGCAACGAUUCCCGCGCGCUCUUGAAGCUCCGAAAAAGACUGGUGAGGAUUCUGGGCAGAUGCAAAGCUCUUGGUUUGCCAGAGGACGAAGCAGACGAUCUGGCUAUGCCGUUCGAGAUGGGUGUAUUCGUAGAGAAACCGCCCGGAGGAGGCUCUAUAAGGGCCAGAUUGCUCAAAGGUAGCACAUUGGAGAAAUAG